AUGGCAAACCCCUAUGGCGGAGGCUACGACCAAGGCCAUCAGCUGAGCGAUAUUGGAGGUGGAGGUGGAUAUCGAGGAGACGGCCGUCUUUCAGACGAUGAGGCCGAACAUUCGCUGUUGCACCAGACCGCAUCACAUCAACCCCUGUACGACAAUCCCCCUCGUACUCGACCCUUAACUCCUGGCCAGGAGUCGGUCUACACCCUCAAUGAAUCGUACGCCGCCGGAGAUGCAUCCAGAGCGCCAACGACAACAUAUGGCGGCGCCCAGCAAAAUAACCCCUACGAUGGAGGAUAUGGCAUGAGCAACUCUCAAGCUGGCUUCCCCACCGGUCCCCCACAGGAACCAUAUGACCGGACUGACUCCACCGAAGCCUGGCGGCAACGACAGGCCCCUGGCUAUGGCACAAUCAAGAGAUAUGCUACCAGAAAGGUCAAGCUGGUCCAAGGCAGUGUCCUCAGCAUUGACUACCCAGUCCCCAGUGCCAUUCAAAAUGCCGUUCAGGCCAAGUAUCGCAAUGAUCUUGAGGGCGGCAGUGAAGAGUUCACGCAUAUGCGCUACACGGCUGCCACCUGUGACCCUGAUGAUUUCACGUUGAAGAACGGUUACAAUCUGCGGCCAGCCAUGUAUAACAGACAUACCGAGUUGCUGAUUGCCAUCACAUACUACAACGAAGACAAAGUCCUGACUGCCCGCACUCUCCAUGGUGUCAUGCAAAAUAUUCGCGACAUUGUCAAUCUCAAAAAGUCCGAGUUCUGGAACAAAGGUGGUCCUGCAUGGCAAAAGAUUGUCGUCUGCCUCGUCUUCGAUGGUAUUGACCCUUGUGACAAGAACACCCUAGAUUUACUCGCUACGGUUGGUAUCUACCAAGAUGGCGUCAUGAAGAAGGACGUGGAUGGCAAAGACACUGUGGUCCACAUUUUCGAAUACACCACCCAACUUUCAGUCACCGCCAAUCAACAACUCAUCCGACCAAACGAUAACGAUGCUACGUCGCUACCUCCCGUGCAGAUGAUUUUCUGUCUGAAGCAGAAGAACAGCAAGAAGAUCAACUCCCAUCGCUGGCUGUUCAAUGCAUUUGGCCGCAUCCUCAAUCCUGAAGUCUGUAUUCUCCUCGACGCUGGCACAAAACCCGGUCCAAAGUCUCUCCUGGCACUCUGGGAGGCCUUCUACAACGACAAAGAUCUCGGCGGCGCAUGUGGUGAAAUCCAUGCCAUGUUGGGUAGUGGUGGUCCUUUCGGUCGCAAACUGCUAAAUCCAUUGGUUGCUGCGCAAAAUUUCGAGUACAAGAUCAGUAACAUUCUGGAUAAGCCCCUUGAAUCCUCUUUUGGUUAUGUCAGUGUGUUGCCUGGUGCCUUCUCCGCAUACCGUUUCAGAGCCAUCAUGGGUCGCCCACUCGAACAAUAUUUCCACGGUGAUCACACACUGUCGGCGAGGCUCGGCAAGAAAGGUAUUGAGGGCAUGAACAUUUUCAAGAAAAACAUGUUCUUGGCCGAGGAUCGUAUCUUAUGUUUCGAACUGGUGGCGAAAGCUGGCUCCAAGUGGCAUCUCAGCUACGUCAAAGCUUCCCGCGGUGAGACUGAUGUUCCUGAAGGAGCUGCUGAAUUCAUCGGUCAACGUCGCCGAUGGCUCAACGGCUCAUUUGCCGCUUCCAUCUACUCGCUCAUGCAUUUCUCGCGGAUGUACAAGUCGGGUCACAACAUCAUUCGUAUGAUCUUUUUCCACAUACAAAUGAUCUACAACAUCGUCUCGGUCGUCUUGUCCUGGUUUUCUCUCGCUGCUUUCUGGCUAACCACCAAGAUUCUGAUGGACCUGGUUGGCCAACCUAGUGAUCAGAAUGGCAACACAGCCUUUCCCUUUGGCAAAACCGCCACACCAGUCGUCAAUACCAUCCUGCAAUAUCUCUACCUCGGCUUCCUGCUCCUUCAAUUUAUCCUGGCGCUCGGAAAUCGACCAAAGGGUUCUAAAAUCGCCUAUAUGAUCUCGUUUGUGGUGUUCGCUGUGAUCCAGUUAUAUGUCAUAGUGCUGUCAAUGUACUUGGUUGUGCGAGCCUUCACCACAAACACGACCGAUAUCAUAACCGACCAAGGUGCUAGCGAAUUUAUCAGGACAUUCUUUUCCUCGAGCGGACCUGGAAUUGUCAUCAUCGCAUUGGCUGCGACUUUUGGACUCUACUUCAUUGCUUCGUUCAUGUAUCUCGACCCGUGGCACAUGUUUACAUCUUUCAUCCAGUAUCUCUUACUGAUGCCGUCCUUCAUCAACAUUCUGAUGAUCUACGCCUUUAGCAAUUGGCACGAUGUCUCCUGGGGAACCAAGGGCUCGGAUAAAGCAGAAGCUUUACCAUCUGCAAAGACGAACAAGGAUGAGAAGGGCAAAGUUGCAGUGAUUGAAGAAGUCGACAAACCCCAAGCCGACAUUGAUAGUCAGUUCGAGGCAACCGUUCGCCGUGCAUUAGCACCAUAUGUACCCCCGGUUGAAAAGGAAGAGAAAAACUUGGAAGAUUCCUACAAGAACUUCCGAACCCGGCUUGUGGCGACAUGGAUCUUCUCAAAUGGUCUACUCGCAAUUGGAAUCACGAGUGAUAGUUUGCAACAGUUUGGUUUUACCGUAAGUCGUGCGCUCCAUGCCUUGGGCCGCUUCCGCUAA
This is a messenger RNA of Exophiala aquamarina CBS 119918, 2646 nucleotides long. RefSeq names its product chitin synthase 3. The coding region runs from base 1 to 2646 and encodes 881 amino acids. Gene Ontology annotation, molecular function: chitin synthase activity. The transcript is spliced from 2 exons. Lineage: Eukaryota; Fungi; Ascomycota; Eurotiomycetes; Chaetothyriales; Herpotrichiellaceae. Gene Ontology annotation, cellular component: cell periphery; cell septum. The record is from RefSeq and is a predicted model, not a curated record.